This is a messenger RNA of Spinacia oleracea (spinach), 1325 nucleotides long. Its product is annotated as axial regulator YABBY 5. Gene Ontology annotation, cellular component: nucleus. Gene Ontology annotation, biological process: fruit development; regulation of shoot apical meristem development; polarity specification of adaxial/abaxial axis. Bases 385 to 1074 code for a protein of 229 amino acids. The record is from RefSeq and is a predicted model, not a curated record. The transcript is spliced from 7 exons. Lineage: Eukaryota; Viridiplantae; Streptophyta; Magnoliopsida; Caryophyllales; Amaranthaceae.
GAGUUGAGUAUAAUGAGAAAUGAAGGAGGAAGCAAAGUAAGGACAUAGCCACUCUCUCAUACGGAGUACUCCUAUUAUUAUCUACUAGAUCAACAACACCACCUCCCACUAUCUCUAGGAUCUCUUUCUCUUUCUAUCUCUAUCUCUCUCUUCCCACUCACCUGUCUUUCAUUCUGAGCAGAGCAGCAAUACACAAAGCUGAAAUUUAAGUUGAAAACAAAAAGGGGAAAUUAAAUUUAAACAAAAAAAAAGGAUCCAAGGGUGUUGGGGUUUCAUCUGUCAAACCCAUCAAAUCAUAUCAAAUCAAAUCAAAUCAAAUAUCAGAAAACAAAGGAUUGAUCAAAUUUCAAAUCAUCAAUUAUAAAAGAGAGAGAAGAAACAGAAAUGUCAAGCUCUACAUCAUCAACAAUAACAACUAACUUGUCAUUGGACCCCUUCCCUUCUUCUGAACAACUCUGCUAUCUCCAAUGCUCUCGUUGCGACACUGUUCUUGCGGUAAGUGUGCCGUCAAGCAGCUUGUAUAAGACGGUGACAGUCCGAUGUGGACAUUGCACCCACCUCCUUCCGGUGAACACGCGGUCGCUUUUACCGCCGCCGCCGCCGCCUAACCAGCUUCACUUGUCUCAUAACUUCUUCUCCCCAACCUCCCACUAUCGUCUGGGGGAGAUGCCAAACCAAAGUCCAAAUUUCUCACUCACACAACCAGGUGGUGCAUCUAAUUACAUGACUCCAACACUAAGCCGCGGCGGUGCGAACGAGCUACCGAGGGUUCCUACCACCAACAGACCACCGGAAAAAAGACAGAGAGUUCCUUCUGCUUACAACCGAUUCAUCAAAGAUGAGAUCCAACGUAUUAAGGCUCAAAAUCCUGAUAUUACUCACAGAGAGGCUUUUAGUGCUGCUGCCAAGAAUUGGGCCCACUUUCCCCAUAUCCAUUUUGGGCUGAUGCCGGAUCAGACGGUGAAAAGGACAAGUAACAUGCGGCCUCACCAUCCCCAGGAAGCUGGAGAAGAUGUCCGCAUGAGAACUGGAUAUUACGGUGCUCAAGCUAAUGUUGGUGUUUCUCCCUAUUAAAAUAACACAAAACUGAAUUAAUUAUGCUGAUGUUUAAUUAAUUUGCAACCCUUUUUAUUUUCUUCAGUUCUUCAUAAUAGUCGUCGGGCGACGAAUGUAAUUAGGUGGGGUGUAAUUUUGAUAUCCAGAUUGCCUUGUUAAGCCUUUAAUUUCUGUGAUAUCUUCAUAACUCACCAGAAAUUUCAAUGAUAUCUGUUUGUUGUAUAAUACAACUUGGUUUUAUUAAAAUUAACCCAUUGCACUUUAACUCA